Messenger RNA from Tupaia belangeri chinensis (Chinese tree shrew), 2930 nucleotides. RefSeq names its product MTSS I-BAR domain containing 1 (gene MTSS1). Gene Ontology annotation, cellular component: cytoplasmic side of plasma membrane; actin cytoskeleton. The transcript has 15 exons. The record is from RefSeq and is a predicted model, not a curated record. Gene Ontology annotation, biological process: positive regulation of actin filament bundle assembly; plasma membrane organization; adherens junction maintenance. Gene Ontology annotation, molecular function: actin binding; phospholipid binding. The coding region runs from base 480 to 2759 and encodes 759 amino acids. NCBI's taxonomy places the organism in Eukaryota, Metazoa, Chordata, Mammalia, Scandentia, Tupaiidae.
GCGGCGGCCGCGGCUGCGAGCAACAGAUCCGGGCGCCGCGAGCAGACCCGCGCUGCUAUCUGGCGAUUUUUAAAUAUUUUCAAAAACAUUUCUUCAAUUUGAAAAUUUUGUAUUUUUUCAAUGGCGCUGGCCCCGGGUCAGCGGGCGGUUUUCUCUGCAUCAAGAUGGGCUUUGCCUUUUCCGUCAGGGGCACCCGUGGUGGCCUGAUUGUCAGUCUUCGGGCAUUUUUAAGGCCAGGAGCCGAGCAGUGCAUGUAAGGGAAUCACCCUACAGAGCGGUUUGGCUUUUUAAAUUACUGGUGGUGUUAUUUUGGGCAGAGAACAGUCGAGCUCGUGCACUCCGUCCCCCCUGCAGAAAAGGCUGCGAGUCGGAGGUGGGUCUGUCGGAGGGUGGAAUUCCUCCCGCGGUGAGAGAGCUCCGGCCCCGCGCGCAGUGCAGCGGCCCCGCGUGUGUGUCCUCUCCCUGCCGGCGCCGGGAAAAUGGAGGCUGUGAUUGAGAAGGAAUGCAGCGCGCUCGGAGGCCUCUUCCAGACCAUCAUCAGCGACAUGAAGGGGAGCUAUCCAGUUUGGGAAGAUUUCAUAAACAAAGCUGGAAAGCUGCAGUCCCAGCUCCGGACAACAGUAGUAGCAGCAGCUGCCUUCUUGGACGCCUUUCAGAAAGUGGCUGACAUGGCUACUAACACACGUGGUGGCACCAGGGAGAUCGGAUCUGCUCUCACCAGGAUGUGCAUGAGGCACAGAAGCAUAGAGGCCAAGCUGAGGCAGUUUUCCAGUGCUUUGAUCGAUUGUCUGAUAAACCCACUCCAAGAACAGAUGGAAGAAUGGAAGAAAGUGGCCAACCAGUUGGAUAAAGACCAUGCAAAAGAAUAUAAAAAAGCUCGCCAAGAGAUAAAAAAGAAGUCCUCAGAUACGCUGAAACUGCAGAAGAAAGCAAAAAAAGUGGACGCUCUCGGGAGAGGUGACAUCCAGCCUCAGUUGGACAGUGCUCUCCAAGACGUCAACGAUAAGUAUCUCCUGUUAGAAGAAACAGAAAAGCAGGCAGUCCGCAAGGCCCUGAUCGAGGAACGUGGCCGAUUCUGCACCUUCAUCUCCAUGCUGCGGCCUGUGAUUGAAGAAGAAAUCUCAAUGCUGGGGGAAAUCACCCACCUUCAGACCAUAUCAGAGGACCUGAAAAGCCUGACCAUGGACCCUCACAAGCUGCCCUCCUCAAGCGAACAGGUGAUCUUGGACUUGAAAGGUUCUGAUUACAGUUGGUCUUACCAGACGCCACCCUCUUCCCCCAGCACCACCAUGUCCAGGAAGUCGAGUGUCUGCAGCAGCCUGAACAGUGUCAACAGCAGCGACUCCCGGUCCAGCGGCUCCCACUCGCACUCGCCCAGCUCACACUACCGCUACCGCAGCUCCAACCUGGCCCAGCAGGCGCCUGUGAGGCUGUCCAGUGUGUCCUCCCACGACUCAGGAUUCAUAUCCCAGGACGCCUUCCAGUCCAAGUCACCUUCCCCCAUGCCGCCCGAGGCCCCCAACCAGUUGUCUAACGGGUUUUCUCACUGUAGUCUAUCAAGUGAGUCCCCUGUGGGGCCCGUGGGUGCAGGCCUUUUCCCUCAUUGCCUGCCUGCCUCCCGCCUGCUCCCUCGGGUCACCUCUGUCCACCUUCCAGACUACGCUCAUUAUUACACCAUUGGGCCCGGCAUGCUCCCGUCAUCUCAGAUCCCUAGCUGGAAGGACUGGGCUAAGCCAGGCCCCUACGAUCAGCCCCUGGUGAAUACCCUACAGCGCCGCAAAGAGAAGCGUGAGCCAGACCCCAACGGGGGUGGACCCAGUACCACAGGCGGCCCACCUGCCACUGCCGAGGAGGCUCAGAGACCGCGGAGCAUGACCGUGUCAGCUGCUACCCGGCCUGGUGAGGAGAUGGAGGCUUGUGAAGAGCUGGCCCUGGCCCUGUCACGGGGCCUCCAGCUUGACACCCAGAGGAGCAGCCGGGACUCGCUGCAGUGCUCCAGCGGCUACAGCACCCAGACGACCACCCCAUGCUGCUCGGAGGACACCAUCCCAUCGCAAGUUUCAGAUUACGAUUAUUUCUCUGUAAGUGGAGACCAGGAGGCAGAACAGCAGGAUUUCGACAAAUCCUCCACCAUUCCACGUAACAGUGACAUCAGCCAGUCUUACCGACGGAUGUUUCAAGCUAAGCGCCCAGCUUCCACUGCUGGCCUCCCCACCACCCUCGGACCUGCCAUGGUCACCCCAGGGGUUGCCACCAUCCGACGGACCCCUUCUACCAAGCCUUCUGUCCGCCGAGGGACCAUUGGAGCUGGUCCCAUCCCCAUCAAGACACCUGUGAUUCCUGUCAAGACCCCAACCGUCCCAGACCUCCCUGGGGUAUUGCCCACCCCUUCAGAUGGGCCAGAAGAGCGAGGUGAGCACAGCCCUGAGUCACCGUCUGUGGCCGAGGGUCCCCAGGCUGUCACCAGCAUGCCCUCCUCCAUGUGGAGUGGCCAAGCCUCCAUCAACCCUCCACUCCCAGGCCCGAAGCCCAGUAUUCCUGAAGAGCACAGACAGGCAAUUCCAGAAAGUGAAGCCGAAGACCAAGAAAGGGAUCCCCCAAGUGCCACUGUCUCCCCAGGCCCGAUUCCAGAGAGUGACCCUGCAGACCUGAGCCCAAGAGAUAGUCCGCAGGGAGAAGACAUGCUGAAUGCCAUCCGGAGGGGCGUGAAACUGAAGAAGACCACAACAAACGACCGCUCAGCCCCUCGCUUCUCCUAGGCUCACAAGAAAUGCUGCCAGUGGGGAUCGAACUGUUUAAUUAAUAAAAUCGAAUUUGUCUUGAUCCAUUCCAAUCUAUAAUCAAACAAGAGAUUUUGUAGGCAACUCAGAAUACAGCUCUUUUGAAAGUACCUGACACCUUUAGAUAAGAAUUAAAAGCAACAUAUGUAA